Messenger RNA from Myripristis murdjan (pinecone soldierfish), 1994 nucleotides. RefSeq names its product CD93 molecule (gene cd93). The record is from RefSeq and is a predicted model, not a curated record. The coding region runs from base 57 to 1781 and encodes 574 amino acids. NCBI's taxonomy places the organism in Eukaryota, Metazoa, Chordata, Actinopteri, Holocentriformes, Holocentridae. Gene Ontology annotation, molecular function: calcium ion binding. The transcript has a single exon.
AAAAAAAAUCCUCCUAAGCCCACCAGAAUACCAGUUAAUUUAUUCAUUUGAACUAUAUGGCAAUGGUGCUGUUGAUGUUUCUACUGCAGCUCAUCAGCAUCUGUGAGGGUUCACCUGGUGGAGCUGAAUAUGAAACGCUGUGCAUAUCUAACACCUGCUUCACUCUGCAUAUGGACAAGGUGAGCUUUGAGGACGCGCGUCAGAGCUGCACUGAAAAUGGAGGUUAUUUGAUGACAGCCAGAGACAAAGAAGAGGAGAAGGUGCUGCGGUCACUGCUCUCUCAAAACGAGAGGGGACAUCAAGACAAGCCCCACAGAUUCUGGAUUGGAUUGAAACUGCACAAAGGGGACUGCGUGUUACCCGAAAGGACUCUUAAGGGUUUUAAGUGGAUAUCUGAAAACGAGCAAACGGAGUACUCCAACUGGGGAAAGGAGCCCAUACGCACAUGCACUGAGGAGCGAUGUGUAACAGUGCAGGACUCUGUAUCAGGUCCAAAUCCACUCAAAUGGGUCGCUGGAACGUGCAGAGGCCCCGCUUUUUACGCAUGCAAGUUUUUUUUCCAGGGCAUGUGCAAACCUUUGACACUGCUGGGACACGGGCACAUUAACUACACGGCGCCCUUUUCAGCAAAGCCACUGAGAAAUUACAUGAAGUCAUUACCACUCGGGACAUAUGCGAAUAUUUUGUGCGCGGAUCAUCAGUCGUACUACUCUGUGUGCACGUCUGACCGUUGGAAUCACCCCGGUCCGUUUUGCAAUUCUGGAAAGCAAAACUGCGCCCUUAACAACGGUGGAUGUGAACAUUUGUGCGUUGAGGCUGCAGAUGGGGUGCGUUGCGCUUGCAAGGAAAACUAUGAGCUAGGGCAAGACAGGCUCUCUUGCAAGUUGAAGGACUUUUGCAGCGAUUAUGCAUGUGAGCAUCAGUGCGCAAAGGGGGAGUCCGGUUACUCCUGCGUGUGUCCGGGGGGCUUCACACUCGACGUGGACCAACGGAGCUGCGCUGAUAUUGAUGAAUGCCUAACGCAGGUGUGUGAGGAUCAUAGCUGCGUCAAUACGCGCGGCAGCUACAAAUGUGAGUGUAAGGAGGGCUACGAAUUGAUCGGCGGUAAAUGCCGCGAUGUGGACGAGUGCACCGAAGCAAGGUGCGAGCAACGCUGUCUGAACUCUCUGGGCUCCUUCUCCUGUCACUGCAACGCCGGCUUCACUGUGUCCGAGGACGGCCACUCGUGUGUGGAUGUGGACGAAUGCCUCAGUAGUCGUUGUGAGUUUUGCACCAACACUCUAGGCAGCUUCUUGUGCGAGUGUCCAAGGAACUUCCACCUGCAUAGCGAUGGAGUCACAUGCACCCCAGAUUUGGCAACAGACACCUCCACCGCCGCUUCAUCUGGCGUGUCAGACGGCAGAGAAUUAGGCGAGAAAGACGCCGAAACUCUAACCAUAACCACAAUCGAAGUUCAGCACCAGUCCCCGCACACCGACGCACCGCUCCCAGACCCGGAGGGCGUCAUUACGCACGGCGUCGCUCAGGGCAACAUCUCCUCAGAGACAAGCGUGCACGCCGGCAAGCCCAUCAAUUCCAGGGUGUUGAUUUGCGUCCUCGGCUCUGUUAUCCCUCUUCUCGUCCUGCUGGCAGUGACUGUCGCUAUUGCUAUUUUCCGCUGUGGUCGUUCUAAGAAAGAAGCCAAGAAAACCACCACAGCCGACGGCUACUGCUGGGUGUCCUCUGGGUUAGAACCGCACUUAGAGAAAUUAUAUGAGUCCAUAUUGACGGAUGAUCUAUGACCUGCCAGCAGUGGAGAAUGGGUAUCAUAUUGUUUUGUUUAUUUAUGUUAUUUAUGUUCCAUCAGAUGAAAUUCAAAUGGACUUCACUGUACCCAGAGAUGAUGUGAAGGAUAAAUUCACCUUACACUCGGUGCACCAAGUUUUAUUUGCCCUUUGGUUGAAAUCCUUAUGUUGUCAGUUUAUUUUGUUAAACUUUUACAUGUCACAUAAGAC